Messenger RNA from Dentiscutata erythropus, 141 nucleotides. Lineage: Eukaryota; Fungi; Glomeromycota; Glomeromycetes; Diversisporales; Gigasporaceae. The record is from the annotation of a GenBank genome assembly.
AUGUUUGAAGAACCAACAAUUGAUGAAAAUAUAUUAUAUAGAAAUUUUGAAUUUGAUGAUUUAUACAAUGAAGACAAUAAUGAAGAACGUAGCUUUAGUGAAGAUAGUCCUGCGGAAGAUAAAAAUAAUACUACACCCUAG